Messenger RNA from Paramisgurnus dabryanus, 2861 nucleotides. RefSeq names its product WD repeat containing, antisense to TP73 (gene wrap73). Gene Ontology annotation, cellular component: MWP complex; microtubule organizing center. The record is from RefSeq and is a predicted model, not a curated record. Gene Ontology annotation, molecular function: protein binding. Lineage: Eukaryota; Metazoa; Chordata; Actinopteri; Cypriniformes; Cobitidae. Gene Ontology annotation, biological process: microtubule anchoring at mitotic spindle pole body.
AUCCGAAACAAUAGUAGGUUCGGCUAAGAAGACAGUUGGUUGUCUUGAAUGGCUUUGUUGCAUAUAGCAGGUGCUAAAUCUGAGGGAUAAACUCAUCGGAUGAAUGCUUAAUCCAGCUUUAAAAGGCCCAGAGUAAUAGUUUCCGAUACCAUGAAUUUCUCAGAUGUCCUCAAACAGUCAAAUCAAUUGUGCAAAAUUUCUCCAGAUGGAAAAUAUGUGGCCACCUGUGUACAGUACCGUCUGAUGGUGCGGGAUAUCAUCAAUCUUCAGAUUGUGCACCUGUACUCAUGCCUGGAUCAAGUGAUGCACAUUGAAUGGUCCUCUGACUCUAUGUUCAUCCUUUGUGCCAUGUACAAGAGAGGACUAGUGCAGGUAUGGUCACUAGAGCAGCCGGAUUGGCAUUGUAAGAUAGAUGAGGGUUCGAUUGGACUCGUCUCAUCACGCUGGAGUCCUGACGGGCGUCAUAUUCUCAACACCACUGAGUUUCAUUUAAGAAUAACUGUCUGGUCCCUAUGCACAAAAUCUGUAUCCUACAUCAAGUACCCUAAAGCCUGUCAGAAAGGAAUGGAUUUCACAUCUGAUGGCCGUUACAUGGCUCUGGCGGAGCGACGGGAAUGUAAAGACUACAUCAGUGUGUUUGUGUGCGAUGACUGGCAUCUUCUCAGACAUUUCGAGAGUGAAACUCAAGAUUUGGCCGGGCUGGAGUGGUCUCCUAACGGCUGUGUGCUUGCAGUGUGGGACAGCUGUCUCGAGUAUAAAAUUUUAUUAUAUUCGCUGGACGGCCGUCUGUUGUCCUCAUACAGUGCCUACGAGUGGUCUCUUGGCAUAAAGUCUGUCACGUGGAGUCCCAGCAGCCAAUUCCUGGUCAUUGGCAGUUAUGAUGAGAAGGUUCGUAUCUUGAAUCAUAUCACCUGGAAAAAGAUCAAAGAGUUUCACCAUCCAGGAACCAUAAACAACUGUAAAAAAGCUGUAUAUAAGGAAGUGGAGAACACUACUGUUGUGGGCAGUGAUAAUCUUUCUAUUCAUCAGUUGACUGGGGGUAACUCACUCUUCAGCCCAAAGAGCAAAUAUGAGAUUAUACAACUGCCAGCCCAAGUGCCAGUGAUCAAACCAGAUCUCGACCGGGCCAACCCUAAAAUCGGCAUCUCUGCGAUGGCUUUCAGCGCGGAUAAUCGCUACUUGGCUACAAAGAAUGAUAACAUGCCUCAGAGUCUGUGGGUGUGGGACAUGCAGAAACUCUGUCUACUGACUGUACUGGAACAGACGGCUCCAAUACGGUGCUUUAUCUGGGACCCAAGCAGACCCCGACUCGCUCUCUGCACCGGAAACACCAAAGUUUAUAUCUGGUCACCAACUGGUUGUGUGUCUGCGAAUGUGCUUGUGGAAGGCUUUUUUCAGGUUCAGUCUCUGUUAUGGCAUCCCAGUGGCGGCUCAAUCGUCAUGAUGUCAAAGGAGCAGUUCUGUAUAUGUUACAUGGACUCCGAGGAUUAAAAGUAAACCAAAGCACUACAUCAUUGAGUACUUCCAGGAGUUGGAUUUUACAACUGUAGGACCGGUUUCUAUGAAUCCUGCUCUCAUAUGAUUGUGACCUUCAUGGAGAGAUCUACAGAACAAUAGUGAACACACUGUGCCUGCAAUAAUACCUCAGCAUGUCAUCUUGGGUUUUUACAUUUAUUGGGGUUAUUACUGGAUUAUUUCAUCUCAACUAAUAUAAUGAAAUAUUCCAAAGUUAAUUGAUAAAUCAAAAUUACAAUUGUCUUAGUGGGUAGAAUUUUACUUUUAAUGACAAAAAAGAAAAAUGUGAUAGUGAAAAGUGUGUAUAACAUGAGUGAAGCAUUCACUUAGAAGUGCUGUUCAUGACUAUAGACAUAGCUGUUAUGCAUUAAGGCCCAUCAUCUUAGAAAGCAUCAGAUUUAUGACACUUUAAAGUUACAGUGGGUUUUAGCUGUAUGUGAUUUGAAUUCAAUAAUGUCUGUUGUACAUGUUGUAUAGGUUUUUUAAGUAAAAAUUUUUAUUUUAUAGGAUUUCUAAUAAAGGCUAUUUGUAAUAAUCUCUAAAAGACGCUUCAUUGUCCUUUAAAACGUUUGACUUGUGAAAUGAAAGCUCAUCUUUGUUAACCUCUUAGGCGUCACCCCACCCUUUUGAGUGGGGGGGGGUUUGAAGUGCAUCUUAAAAUUAAUAUAACUCUGGCAUUUUUGGUCUAGAAGCUUUAUACAGAAUUUUUUCUUGCAGUUUACAUUUAAUACAAUAAAUAAAAAUAAUCAAAUAAAAUAUUAAUUUUAUAAAAAAAAAUUAUAAAAAGUUAAUAUCUCAAAAAAGUAAUAAUGAAAACAUGAAGCCAUAAGUCUCAAGCGGUUGAAAUCCAAAUUUUUAGUUAAAAUCACAAAAAAUGAGGUUUGUGUCUAGUGAUGGGAGAAAUGAAGCUUUCGAAACUUCGAAUCAAUUGAACCAAUUGCUUCGAAAAUAGAUUCAGUUUUUCGAAGCAGUUCGAAACACCACACACGCUAUUGACCCCUGCUGGUCAAAAUAGUGUAAAAGCAGAUAUGUCCAAACAUUUUACACUUUUUUUUAACAAAAUAAUAGCAAGAUUUUUAUUAAAAUGUUAUAAACAGUUAUUUAACUUAAUUAAGACAUAGUUAAAAGUGUAUUAUGUGUUUUUAGUUUUAUUUAGGUCAUACAAAUCAUUAAAACUAACUACCCUUUUAAUUAUGCACAUUUUUGUCAUUAAAUCUGUCUAUAAACAAAAAGUAGACAAAAUUGUAGUGUUAUUAGUCAGAAGGAUAAAUGUUUUAUGAACUUGCAUAAUUAAAAUGACCUGAGUUCACCUAAACAUAUUAGAACUGGUCAUUUGUGAUCGACUC